Molecule: messenger RNA, 1695 nt
Organism: Ananas comosus (pineapple)
Lineage: Eukaryota; Viridiplantae; Streptophyta; Magnoliopsida; Poales; Bromeliaceae
Product: phenylalanine--tRNA ligase beta subunit, cytoplasmic-like
Exons: 3
Coding region: 1016-1393 (125 amino acids)
Biological process (GO): phenylalanyl-tRNA aminoacylation
Cellular component (GO): phenylalanine-tRNA ligase complex
Molecular function (GO): phenylalanine-tRNA ligase activity
Source: RefSeq, a predicted model, not a curated record
GCCUAUCUUUUCAUCCAGGAUAUAUCUGAUAUUUAAUAUGUUGGUUGUUGUAAGAAUUGAUAGUAAGAGGUAUACUCCUCAUGAGACUAGGACUCUUGUUGUUUAAUUUGGUCCUUGACUAUUCACGUUAGUUGUGAACAAACUUAAAUAAGGGAUAGAACAGUGUAAAAUAUUUCUUGAUAAGUAUUUUUCCCUAACUAAUGCAGCAUAUGGUCUCUCACAUGCAUAUUUGGUAUAAUGAGAAAAAUCUCAGAAUUAAAGGCUUUUCUUUUGGGUAGAGAAUUGAUCCAAUGUAAGUGUUGAGAAAAGCAUGUUUCAGCUGCUACAUGACUAAAAUUUGAUCCAUCAGCUGGAAUUGUUAACCAGUUAAAAAUGUAUUUUUCUUGGCUUCAUAACUUUGUAACAUACAAUUAUUAGAUUAACCUCUUUGCUUUAUCCUCCAUACAUUAACCACUUUUUUUUUUAAGUUCCUGAUGGACAUUCAGAGCUUCAACCUAGUUAGAUGCCCAUCAGUCUAGUGAUUAAUACCGUACAGGGACCUUGUGCCCAAUUUUUAAUUUUCAAUAUUUCAGGUUGAAAAAACUUAUGCUGCCUUGAGGUGUCUGAAUUGCAAGUUAAAAAUAGCAAGAUUUUAUAGUUAAGAAAAAGCUGUAGGGAAUUACUUCUUUUUGAUUCGGAUGUUGCUGUUAAAUAAUGGCUGAAACUAAUGGGGGCAUGAUAUGAAGAAGUAUCUUAGUAUGGUAGGAAGCAGUUUACGUAAAUUUGAUUCACUUGUACUUUUAUUAUUGUUUUUCCUAUGGUCUUCUUUCUCACUUUUAGAUGUUCUUACUUCUUUUUGUUAAAUAACUUCUAAAAUUUCAAGCAAAUAUUCCUUCGUAAGCACCAGCCUAAUAGCAGGGUAAUUUAUCCGCGUUGCAUACUCUAGUAGCCUUGUAAAUUGCAGUUACGAUGCAAGGAAGACGAAGAUGAUCUUGAACUUCAUUUUGGUUUUCUCUUUCUUUUACUUGUCUGUGUGAUGCAUUAUGAUAUUAUCAAUAAAUAUUACUUUUCCGAUCGGAGCUUGAAAAGUUUUUACUGCUGUUUUAUGAAAUACAAUGCGAGAGAAGCAUGUACCUAUACAUUGAUCUAUUCACAUUUGCCCGUUGCUUUGCAGGACAUGGUAGGUUUGGUGGAAAGAAUCAUGAAAAUCGUGAGAGCUCCUCAUGUCCCAGUUGGUGAUAGUUUUAUGAGACCUUCAGAGGAACCGGAGUUUUUCCCCAAUCGACAAUGUAGCAUCAUAUUCAAGGGGAAAGAGAUUGGCGACUUUGGCAUUGUUCAUCCUGAGGUAUUGAAGAAAUUUGGUAUUCCUGAUCCAUGCUCAUUCGUGAAAAUUGACGUUCAGGCUUUAUUAUAGUGUCAGCUUUGUUUUAUUCUACCCAUUCUUUUUGAGUCGAAAUCUUUAUUUUUUUGAUGGCUGAAUUUGAAACUGCGACAAGAUAUGAAGGUUAAGACCUGACGAGAUAUGAAGAUUAAGAGUUGCGCCCAGAGCAUCUUAAAACUAUAUUGGUACAUCAGAUUUUUGACAGACUUCGUCAUUUGAUUGAAAUUGGCAGAUACUAAUAUGGUAACUUAUGCAAAGAAUCUUUGCAUCUUUUGUAUUUUCGCAAGAUACUACAAUGAUUUGCUUUAAAUUAAUAUCUGUGUCAACUUGUUCCA